CCUCCAUUGGAGUGGAUGGCCUGGUAUUAUCUUCCUUCAAUCGAUGCUAGGAAAGCAAUUUCCUAUCCCUCACCUACGUACAGCUCCUUCUGAUACUCUCUCACCGUUCAUUUCUUUCCCGCCACCAAACCAUCUCAGUUUCACGGAACAGACAAAGCCAUGAAUUCUUUGUAUUACACUCGCUCUAUGGCCGUUUCUAACUGCAAUUCCAUUCCUUGCUCCACAAUUUCUUCUACACUCACUGUUCCUCCAUCUACCUUCAAUUUCUUCAUCUCGUCGCUGCUAAGUAAGAGAACACCCAAUCUGUCGUACACUGUUCUGAGAUCACAGUGUCGUUCAAACCCACCUAGAAAUAAGCAAGAACAGCAAGUGGAAGAAAACCCAGAUGCCCAAGUUCAAGACCUUAGGGUCCCAGACCAUUGGUUGGUUCCUACCAGGGCUUUGGAGGAAUCUGAAUGGCUCAGGGUUACACUGCAUAAGUGGUUGGAUGAUGAGUACUGCCCAGAGGCCACCAAUGUGGAAAUAAGCAAGGUUGCUGCUCACUCAUUCUAUACUAGUUUGCUAGAGAAAAAGACAGACUUGGGCGAGAUUUUGUUGAAGAUGGCCAAGGAAUUGGAAUCUAUUUCCUAUCAAGAAAGUUUUCACGGUGCGUUCUCAUCAGCCAAUGCUGCUGUGAAUUUGAUUGUCCAACGGAUAGAGCAAGCAUAGCUACAUAAUCGAUCACUGCCCAGAGGCCACCAAUGUGGAAAAUAAGCAAGGUUGUUGCUCACUGAUUCUAUUCUGGUUUGCUGGAGAAAAAGACAGACUUGGGUAAGAUUUUGUUGAAGAUGGCUUGGGAAUUGGAAUCUAUUUCCUAUCAAGAAAGUUUUCACGGUGCGUUCUCAUCGACCAAUGCUGCUGUGAAUUUGAUUGUCCAACAUAUAGAGCAAGCAUAGCUGUCUAAUCGAUCAAAUUUGAUCGAAGGUUUGGAACUAUCUUUCUGCUUGCUAUUUCCUCAACUAAAUCAUAUGUGCUUCCACUUUUCUGCUAUCAAUCUCCCAUACAUCAACAUUACAUUUACACCCUCUAGAUGGCUCACAAAUUACAAGUUAUAAGAUUUUAUCUAUAUCUCCAAA
This is a messenger RNA of Ziziphus jujuba (common jujube), 1115 nucleotides long. RefSeq lists its product as uncharacterized. Bases 160 to 708 code for a protein of 182 amino acids. The record is from RefSeq and is a predicted model, not a curated record. NCBI's taxonomy places the organism in Eukaryota, Viridiplantae, Streptophyta, Magnoliopsida, Rosales, Rhamnaceae. The transcript has 2 exons.